AGGACCGGAAGGGGCGGUUUGUGUUUCUACACGAGCACAAUUGAGUGUGGCAAAAAAAGAGAAAAGUUUUUUAAAUUUGGAAAAGUUUGCUGUGUUGCUUAAAGAAUCUUCUAGUUUGCUGAGGGGAAAUGUCCGAAUUAAGCGACGAGGCCAGCGAGUCGGAGCAGCUGGGGGCCAGCCUCUCUCUCUGGCUGGGAGACUCCCUGCUGCGCCCGGAGGAGCUGGACGUCCCGCUGGACCUGCACACCGCCUGCUCCAUCGGCCAGUACGACGUGGUGGCCGAGUGCAUCAAAAAGCGGGAGGCGGACCUGGACAGGAAGAACCUGGGCGGAUGGACGCCGCUCAUGUACGCCGCCUACAUCGGCCAUGACAACAUCGCCAACCUGCUGCUGGAGGCCGGAGUGAACGUGAACGCCGCCACGCCGAAAGGCCUCACGCCGCUGAUGCUAGCAGCUAGCUGCGGGAACGAAAGCAUAGCCUACUUCCUGCUGCAGGUACAGCAUCCGCCCGCUAAAAACAGCUAUUAAUCCAUAUUAUAUUCAGUUUAAUGUUUUUGUUAGGGACAACGCACAUUAAUUAACUUUUUUAAUGUUAAUUUCCUUUCACCAUAUUUCUUUCUUUUUUCUAAAUUUCUUCCACUGUAUGAAACGCCCCCUGCUGGUGGCUGAGGGGAUUUAACUCUGUAAUCUUUUCUCCUUUUGCUUCAGAAAGUAAAAGUGGGCGAUCGAAACGCCAAAGGAGAGACGGCGCGCGCCCUCGCCAUGUUGUACGGUUACACCAAGAUCGUCGGCCUCAUCGACUCUCGAUCUCCAAGAAUUAAACCAGGACACUUUGGAGACCUGAGCUCCUCGGAGGACUCUGACGGCUCGCCGCCCAGGACCCGGUCCGGCCGCAGCCGGGUCAAAGGCGUCAGCAUCCACGACGGGCCGCAGGCCAUCGCCAAGUUCAGAGUGGGAGGGAAGAGCAAAGCAAGCGAACCGCCCGCUGCGCUGCCCGGCUUCACGCCGUACGGCGAGCAGAGCGAGAGCAUCUGCUACCGGGACGUCACGUCACCCAUCAACGAGCUGGACGGUCAGAGCCACAGCAGCAGAGACGACAGCCCGUUCUUCGAGAGCGACAUGCCCACCAUGAGGAGCAGCAGCAGCAGCAGCGACGGCCUGCCUCACGCGGUCGGACUCAGCUGGGAAGGAUCCGUGGAGAGCAACGAGGACUCGGAUCAGAGCCGGAGGAGCAGCUCCCGCCGGACAAAUAAGACUCACUCCAAAGGAAAGACGCGGCACGCCAACAGCGACGCGGCUCUGUCCGGCGGGACGGGAAACGGCAGCAAACACGCACACGGCGGGCCGCGGCCAUCUUACUCCGGACCGAAGGAUCUGGCAGAGUUCCUGGAGCAAAUCGGCUUCUCCAAAUAUCUCCCACUGCUGGAAGAACAAGACAUCGACCUGCGGAUAUUUCUCACGCUGACGGAGAACGACCUGAAGGAAAUCGGGAUUACGCUGUUUGGUCCCAAACGGAAGAUGACGUCGGCCAUCGCGCGGUGGCACAGCAGCGCGCCGCCGCCCAGCGACGCCCUGGAGCAGGCCUACGCCGACCAGCUGGAAGCAGAGAUGCAGGAAAUGGCCAUCCAGCUCCACAAGCGAUGUGAGGAAAUCGAGAGCCUGGAGAGCCAGGUGUCUCAGGAGAAGGAGCUGCGGACGGUGAUGGAGGGCUGCCUGAUGGAGGACAAAAUGGCCUGGAAGAAGGUCCACUCUGAGCUGGUGGAGAACCACCGGCUGGCUCAGGACAUGAGCGCCACGCUGACCAAGGCCAGGGCCUGCUGGGCCGAGCUGCUGGCCUGCCUCACGGCCGACCGGAGCAGCGGUUCUGACCCGGCAGAGGGGCUGAGUUGUUCCAAUAUGGUGGAGCUCAUGAAGAAGCUGGAGUCCUACCAGGACAAAAUGGCAGGGACUGUGGAAACCCUGCAGCAGAGCCUGAGGCGGCUGAGCGCCCCGGAGAGGGUCUCAGACAGCUGGGAGCGGCCCUAAGCGCGUCAACAGGGUUACUGUGAAUAUUUGACGGAGGGUGAGCCAACCACCCCGAACCGCCGCUGGAGGACAGUCACAGCGCCGCAGCGAGCCGAGCAGCACCAGCUGCCUCUGAUUGGCUACCUGUUGGCCGCCUCUGAUUGGCUGAAGGACCUGCGCUUGCCCAGUGGAGAGCGGGAGCAACUCAGCUGCUGCAGGGAAACGACAAGCAGGCAGGAAGAGGUCAUGACCCGGACCGCCUGUGCUGGUGUGUUGCACUCAGCGUGCAAAGGCACAGAGAGGAAAGGAGGAAGAAAUGAUGGAAAAUUAAAUUUAAUGUUUGUCUUAGUUUUAGUGAA
This is a messenger RNA of Poecilia reticulata (guppy), 2362 nucleotides long. The record is from RefSeq and is a predicted model, not a curated record. NCBI's taxonomy places the organism in Eukaryota, Metazoa, Chordata, Actinopteri, Cyprinodontiformes, Poeciliidae.